Molecule: messenger RNA, 2837 nt
Organism: Diospyros lotus (date-plum)
Lineage: Eukaryota; Viridiplantae; Streptophyta; Magnoliopsida; Ericales; Ebenaceae
Product: pentatricopeptide repeat-containing protein At5g66500, mitochondrial
Exons: 2
Coding region: 563-2194 (543 amino acids)
Biological process (GO): RNA modification
Molecular function (GO): RNA binding; protein binding
Source: RefSeq, a predicted model, not a curated record
GGUGGGGGGGGUUAAGCAAUUUAAUGUUGCCUUGUUCACCAGCAUCAAUUUCUUUGCUCGAUUUUCUCUUUUGUAUUUAGUCACAACUUCAACUUAAAAAGUAUCGAAGUGGUUUCACAUAAAUCUCUAAUAAUCCUUUAGGCAUCCACAAAAGUUCGACAUGCGAGAGGUUACAGGAGAGGAGGGUUGCAGCCAAUUCGAGUCGAUUCUUGAGGACUCACCGUCAUGCAGCCAAGCAUCCUUUCUUACAGUAACAUCUACUGAGCAGUGAGCACGGACGCGGCGCCUCUUCAUCAUGAGAGAUUGCGGUUGUCGUGCCGACAUCUGUACCAUAACUUUGAUUGGCUUUCACUUUUAGUUCAAGUUGAAGUUUAACUUGGUAGUGUUGGCGUCGCUUUAUGGCCUGCGUUUUAGCAGAAGCACGAUUCGUAUGAAGAAGAAGUUUGUUCUUCCGUUGCUUGGUCUGGACCAACGAACAGUAAAAUGAAACGGUUCGUCUCUUCUUUUUCCUCUGUUUCUUAGCACAAAAGUUUGCUUUACCGCAUUCAGAUACUCGCAGUUGAUGUCCCCAUUUGGUCGUUUUCUACCCGCCAAAAGAGUUCUCAACCGUAUCUUGAACGACGCCGCCACGGUGAAGCGGCAAUGCUGCUGUGUCCACGCUCACCACCUGUUCGAGGAAACGUCCCAGAGAGACCUCUAUUCUCUGAAUUCCCGUCUCGCCUCGUAUUUUCGCAACGACGAUCCUCUCGCAGCGUGGGAUUUGUUUGUGGACAUUCACCGCAUGCGUUCCGACCUCACUGCCUAUACGUUUACGCCGGUCUUGGGGGCUUGUUCGGCUCUUCCAGACUCCAACCGCGGCCGGCAAGUCCAUGCUCUGAUGAUCAAAUUAGGCUUGGAUUCAGGGAUUAUAACCAAAACUGCCCUAGUUGACAUGUACUCCAAGUAUGGCCAAUUGGGUGACUCGGUUCGGGUCUUUGAUGAGAUUGGUUUCAAGGAUGUGGUUGCCUGGAACGCCAUGUUAUCUGCCUUUCUGCUGCAUGGCUUCCCUGUUAAGGCACUUGGAGUAUUCGAGGCAAUGAGGAAGGAAAGAGUGGAAUUCAGUGAGUUCACAUUGUGUUCCAUGCUUAAAGCUUGUACCUUUUUGAAUGCCUUUCAACAGGGUAAGCAAGUUCACGCUCUUGUGAUUGUAAUAGGCCGUGAUUUGGUUGUUUUGAGCACUGCUCUGAUUGACUUUUACUCAACUGUUGGUUAUGCGGAUGAAGCAAUUAAAGUCUAUAGAAAUUUGAAUUGCCAAGGAGAUGAUGUGAUUCGUAAUUCGUUGAUUUCUGGGUGUGUCCAAAAUCGCAAGUAUGAUGCAGCUAUGUCCAUCAUGAGUACCAUGAAACCGAACAUAAUUGCGCUUACUAGCAUCCUUGCGGCUUGCUCUGAGAACUCGGAUCUAUGGAUUGGGAGGCAGAUACAUGGGGUGGCCAUCCGGUGGGGCCUUGUCUCAGACACCCAGUUAUGCAAUGUAUUGCUGGACAUGUAUGCAAAAUGCGGGAAGAUUUCGAAUGCCCGUUUGCUUUUUGAUCAAAUCCCUUGUAAAGAUGUAAUUUCUUGGACAAGCAUGAUAGAUGCUCAUGGAAGCCAUGGGGAUGGAAAUGAAGCUCUCGAGCUGUUCAACAAAAUGGGGGAAGAGGGGAACAAUGUUUUGCCUAAUUCAUUGACGUUACUUGCUGUUUUAUCUGCGUGUGGGCAUUCGGGUUUUGUGGAGCAAGCCCGAGACUGUUUUGCCGUGUCCCAGGAUAAGUACGGUGUUAGCCCAGGUCCAGAGCAUUAUGCCUGUUUCAUCGAUAUAAUGGGCCGGACUGGACAAAUAGAAGAAGCAUGGUAUCUCUUCCAUAACAUGGUCAAGAAUAGUGUCAAGCCUACAUCAGCAGUGUGGGCAGCAUUACUGAAUGCUUGCCGACUAAACCGGGAUGUGGCAAGAGGCGAACUUGCUGCAAAGCAGCUCUUUGAGUUGGAACCUAAUAACCCUUCACAUUAUGUAGCAUUAUCAAAUCUGUAUGCAGCUAUUGGAAGGUGGGAUUCUGUUGAUAUGUUGAGAACCAUCAUGAAAGACAGGGGAAUUGCUAAGGAAGCGGGGAAUAGCUGGGUGACUCUGUCCAGCCCCAACAAAAAUCGCAACGGUCUAUUAAGUUCACUUUCCUUUUAGUCAAGUGGGUGGCCUACUAUCCCCAACCAAUGAUCAACAAACUAAUUCAUCUAGCUUGGGCAAUUGGUCAUCCGCCGCCACGUGAUCAGAAGGGAAGGCGAACAGCCAAAUGGUAGGUAGGUAGCGGCACGUAACAUCCCCAAGCACCAGACAGAUGGCGCCGAGUUGGAUCAUGGCAUGCAUGGGGCAAUUAUAAGUUUAUAACUGACGCUGGUGGUCUGACAAAUUAUCACAAACUUCGGUCCCAUGCUCUUUAACUCCAUAGUCCUCGCCCAUUUGUGCCUAUUCCUUAAAUUUUCCGAUGAUCACUAAAGAACCAAACGAGAGACAAAUUGUGGUCCAUGGCACAACCACGACCGUAGUACCGGAUUUCAUACGUUUCUAGAUGGGGGAUCGGCAGUCUUUGGCGGCCCUUCAUUAUUUAAUGCAACACGUGUACAUAAUUGAAACGUCUGAAUUCUCUCUCUGUUUAUUGUUUAGGAUAAUGCAACACGUGGUCUACCUAUUUCGUUGACAAUGCUGAAAUGUGGCAGACGGUCUGUUAAUCAAUCUGCCAAAGCACUCGCGUAGACUUUACACCCAAAGGGGAGAGGUGCAAGCGUUCAUAGGCCGUCGUCAAGCGUCAGAUAAAUAUUUAAUGAAU